Molecule: messenger RNA, 3044 nt
Organism: Podarcis raffonei (Aeolian wall lizard)
Lineage: Eukaryota; Metazoa; Chordata; Lepidosauria; Squamata; Lacertidae
Gene: CORO1A
Product: coronin 1A
Exons: 11
Coding region: 162-1547 (461 amino acids)
Biological process (GO): actin filament organization; cell migration
Molecular function (GO): actin filament binding
Source: RefSeq, a predicted model, not a curated record
GCCUCUGAGCUCCCUGCUCGACGCACGCUGAGCGCUGGCCCUUUAAGAGACCAGCCCUCCUCGCUCUGACAGUUCCAGGGCGAUGGCUCUGUUAAAAAGCUCUGAGCCGCUUCAUCUCCAAUUCAUUGUGUGGUGCAUCUGCAAAAGAGGCUGCAGGAACCAUGAGCCGUAAAGUUGUGAGGUCCAGUAAGUUCCGCCAUGUCUAUGGACAACCGGUCAAGGCUGACCAGUGUUACGAUGACAUCCGUGUGUCCCAGAUGACGUGGGAUGGGAAUUUUUGCUCUGUCAACCCCAAAUUCCUGGCCAUCGUUGUGGAAGCUAGUGGCGGAGGAGCCUUCCUGGUCUUGCCAUUGUCCAAGACUGGCCGCCUGGAUAAGGCAGCCCCGGUGGUCUCGGGCCACACAGCCCCCGUGCUGGAUGUGGAGUGGUGCCCCCACAAUGACCACAUCAUUGCCAGUGGAUCUGAGGACUGCAGCGUUAUGGUCUGGGCAGUGCCUGAAGCCGGCCUCGUGAGGUCCUUGAGCGAUCCUCUGGUGACCCUCGAAGGCCACUCCAAGCGGGUGGGGAUUGUCACGUGGCACCCGACGGCGCAGAACCUCCUGCUGAGCGCAGGCUGUGACAAUGCAGUGACGGUCUGGGACGUGGGGGUCGGGCAGGCGGCCCUCUCCAUGGACGAGAUGCACCCAGACGCCAUCUACAGCGCGGCCUGGAACCAGGACGGGUCGCUGCUGUGCACAGCCUGCCGGGACAAACGCGUUCGGGUGUUUGACCCGCGAGCGGGAGGCACCGUUGCCAACGAGCUGCCCCGCCCCCACGAGGGCUCACGUCCUGUCCGGGCGAUUACUGUCAACGAUGGAAAGCUCUUCACAACGGGCUUCAGCCGCAUGAGUGAGCGUCAAGUGGCGCUGUGGGACCUGAGGAAACCUGAGGAGCCAUUAACCCUCCAGGAGCUAGACACAAGCAGCGGAGUCCUUCUGCCUUACUAUGAUCCAGACACCAACGUGGUUUACCUGACCGGCAAGGGAGACAGCAGCAUCCGUUACUUUGAGCUCACGGGAGAGGCGCCCUUUGUGCACUACUUAUCCAUGUUCACCUCCAAGGAGUCGCAGCGAGGAGGAGGCUGGAUGCCCAAGCGAGGCUUGGAUGUCAGCAAAUGCGAGAUUGCCAGGUUUUACAAGCUCCACGAGAGGAAAUGUGAACCCAUUGCAAUGACUGUGCCUCGGAAGUCAGACUUGUUCCAAGAGGACCUGUAUCCUGACACAGCUGGCCCAGAUGCUGCCCUGACCUCCCAAGAGUGGCUGUCGGGGAAGAACGCCAGCCCCAUUCUCAUCUCCCUCAAGGACGGCUACACGCCCCAGAAGACCAGAGAGUUCAAGGUCAACCAGACCCUCCUCCAAGGGCCCAAAAGAAGCCAGCAUUCCCACGAAGGGACAGCGCCAGGGAGUCCAGCUCUGGAGCAGCUCUCGGAGGACCUGAAGCGGCUUCAAGCCACUGUCUCAGAACAGGAACGGCGCAUCUCAGAGCUGGAGCAGAUUGUGAAGAAAUAGCACCCGCCCUUCAACUGCCACCCAACCAAUAGCUGUUCUCCAUCGGUCAUACUGGACUUUGUUUCAUUGGUCUUUUUUAAACCCUUCAGUUUUUUAAAUGGGUGGAUCCUCAGGGCAUUAUUAAGCACCACCCACCCCCAAACUCAGGGCAGAAAGUCAGCCUGCCAGCUCCAAACGGGCUUUGCUUUUGGCUAGCCAGGUUCCACCUGCUGCCUUGGGCAGCACUAAGCUCACCCUCUUGCCAAGUUCUUGCACGCCAGUCGCCUCUCUGCCCCACGACCUGCUGGCGUCCUCCUCCGCAUUGCCUCCCAGCUCCCAGUUUAGAUGCAUGGCACCGCCUCCAUGCUGCUGCCUCCUCUCAGAAAACUUUACCCACCAUCAGGAUUUUUGUAGAAGUGCUGUAGGACCAUCUUCCUGCAGUGGUUUGUCUCACGUUUUAACCAGGGCUGCAAUGUUUCACUGACAAUCAGUUGAACAUUUUGGUUAACUAGGCCGGGGCACAUGUCUAUCGGCCAGCAACUUGCAGAGGGUGGGGUGAGUAAGUACUUCUUUUUAAAAAGCAGGUAGCAAGGGCUCUCUUAGAAGACACAUUCCCCUCCUACGUGUGAGAAGGGAAAUAUCUUUUUAAGAUGUAUGCUGCAACAACCCCAAGUGUGCAUUACCUAAUAAAGUACGCUUGUUUCUUUAGAAGUAUUGUCAUAUGCAAGUUUAUAUGAAUAUUAGUCAAAACUCACGACGAUCAAUCAAGUUUUCUUAUAUUGUGUGGCAGUACUAGUGGGGUUUGCCUAGUACUUAUUUUUAACCUCUUCUUAAACAUCACAGAGACCUCCUCCAGAAAGGUGGGCUAGAAAUUAAUAAUACCAAGUGGCCUGACCUCCCCGUCCCCUCAGUCCAGAAUGCAAUCAGAUAAUACAAGCUCAUCUUUUAAGCACCCAGAGGACAGCAAACACACUCAAAACCCUACUAUUCCCAUUUUUUGUCAUAGGAGUACAUACAGUAGCCAGUCACACCAAGCCGUAAUUCUACAGUUGUUCUGUUUAACCACUAGAGGGCAGCAUAAGAGGGGUUCCCAAACUGCAGUUCCUAGCACAACACAUUACAAUUGCUACAACAGGUGGAGAUUUCGUUAAGUGGUCCACCAAGAGCCUCAGCAAUUUUCAAGUGGUCGGGAAAGUUUGGGAACCACUGUUUUACACCCAGCUGCCCUCCUCUCUCUGUCUCUCUAGCUCAGUCAGUAGAGUAUGAGACUCUUAAUCUCAGGGCUGUGAGUUUGAGCCCCACGUUGAGCAAAAGAUUCCUGCAUUGCAGGGGGUUGGACUAGAUGACCCUUGAGGUCCCUUCUAUCUCUUGGGACUUUAAAAUCUGACUCUAUAUUUGCAAGAACAAUCCCACCUCAUUUACCGCUUCUUUAAGGGCCAAGACUUCUUUUAACAAUCAAUGGCAGGGGGGUGGGAGAGAAAGAGAAGAGAUCAAGCAAUGAUCUCCUACCAACAAAAA